Rhopalosiphum padi (bird cherry-oat aphid) is the source of this 1701-nucleotide messenger RNA. RefSeq lists its product as uncharacterized. Bases 219 to 1205 code for a protein of 328 amino acids. The record is from RefSeq and is a predicted model, not a curated record. The transcript has 2 exons. Gene Ontology annotation, molecular function: protein binding. NCBI's taxonomy places the organism in Eukaryota, Metazoa, Arthropoda, Insecta, Hemiptera, Aphididae.
AGCGUUAUACGUGGUACGACAAGUCCAUUCUUUGGUGCACUGCUUUUCUCGUCAGAAAUCCAAAGGAAGUUAGCAGCAACAUCAGCAGUAGCGAGUUCAUACUCAGUCUUUACUCUUUGUAAAUACGUUUUUAAAUAUGAACAUAUAAUAUAAGUCUUGUACACACGAUGAGCCGAUGAGGCUUUCUGGUCAUACAUUUUUUAAAAACGACUGUCAGAAUGACUGCUAACGACAAGAGCAGAUCAUACGUCUUACCCAGUCUGUUGAAGUCGGCUUACCACGCGUGUAACAAGAUCCAGCGGGACAUGUACGAUGAUCUAGAGGUAACAGACGUCGAUUUGCGGAUUUGUUGCGAGUCGCUGUUCAAAAUCGUGAAACUGAACUCGGAGGGAGGUGGUUUCGACCCGCUCGGCGACAGACGUUCUAUGUUCGCCAAAGCGGUGCACGACGAUUCGAUUGAAAACGCGGUGUGCGAGGUGGCCGCGUUUCACGGGCACCUGGAUUGCCUAAGGUUCGCUCGCGAAAUCGGCGUUCCCUGGCACGACUCGUCCAAGUGCGAUCAAUCGGCGUGCGACCAAGCCGCGUACACGGGCAACUUGGACUGUUUGGUGUACGCACACGAAAACGGCAGUCGGUGGAACACGGCAACGUGCUACACGGCCGCGGACGCCGGACAACUGGAGUGUUUGAGGUAUGCACACGAAAACGGCUGCCCGUGGAACAAAUUCACGUAUUCUUGUGCUGCGAUAACUGGACACUUGGAGUGUUUGAGGUAUGCACACGAAAACGGAUGUCCGUUGGACGAAUACGUGUGUUCCGACGCUGCGAUGGGCGGACACUUAGACUGUCUGGUGUAUGCACAUGAAAACGGAUGUCCGUGGAACACGGUAACGUGCUUCAUGGCCGCGCAAGGCGGACAACUGGAGUGUUUGAGGUAUGCGCACGAAAACGGAUGUCCGUGGGACGAGAAAACGUGUUCCAGCGCAGCGAAAAAUGGAUGGCUGGACUGUCUUAGGUAUGCGCACGAAAACGGUUGUCCGUGGGACGAGAAAACGUGUUCCAGCGCAGCGAAAAAUGGAUGGCUGGACUGUCUUAAGUUUGCGCGCGAAAAUGGAUGCCCGUGGGACAAGAACACGCGUUCCAUGGCUCUGAAAUAUGGACGCCUAGACUGCCUUAAAUAUGCACUCGAAAACGGGUGUUCGUAAGAUGAAAAUAUCUUUUUAAAGCUAUACGAAAAAUGAAAUAGACAAUUAAAAUAGACAGAUUUUAAUCCAAAGUCUCCGUGAUUAAUGGAAAUAAUUUUUAGUUUAGCCUUAAAAAGAUAUUUUCGUCCUGCUAACUCCCGUUUUGAUAUACGUUAUUUAGUUGCGGUCAUUUGGACGCACGACAAUUGGACGGGUACGACAUCUUGUCGCGUAUAAUUUUGAAGCAUGUUAUAUUUUGGCCGCGCGGCCAAACUAACCCCAUAACAGUUACAAAGAAUAAAUUAUUUAUUUUGUAAAAAUACAAUUUUUUUUACUUACACCGGCAAUACAAUACCUACAACAACAAUAAUGAUAGUAUUAAUUUGAACUGACAACUUAAAAUAUGUUAUUACCAUUGAUUAGGUACCUAUAGAAAUAGAAUAGAUUCUAAGGUACCUUAUCAAUGUUUAUACUAUAGGUAAUAAAUUAAAAAUAAAUUUAUGUAUUCACAUGUUUA